Molecule: messenger RNA, 4299 nt
Organism: Drepanopeziza brunnea f. sp. 'multigermtubi' MB_m1
Lineage: Eukaryota; Fungi; Ascomycota; Leotiomycetes; Helotiales; Drepanopezizaceae
Biological process (GO): transmembrane transport
Cellular component (GO): membrane
Molecular function (GO): ATP binding; ABC-type transporter activity; ATP hydrolysis activity
Source: RefSeq, a predicted model, not a curated record
AUGCCUGCAAGUCCCGAUGGCUCGACGGAUCGGCUACGAGGCGAACCUCUCGACGUCAACGACAGCAAGGACGGAGGCAAGGUAUCAUGGGGCUCAUUAUUCGCCUUCACGACUCGACAGCAUACCGCUAUCAUAGUCGUUGCGCUCUUCGCGACCCUGGUAUCUGCUCUGUUGAAGCCCGCGUCGUCUAUCUUCUUCGGCAAGAUUUUCUCGGUGUUGACGAAAUUUGGACUGGGGACUCUGAACGGGCAGGAGACCAUCGAUGGGAUCAAAGGGUGGUGUAUUGCGCUUGUUGCGCUCGGCGGGGUGGCAUGGGUGGCAGAGGGUGCAUUUCUUGGCCUGUGGAUGGUGUUUGGAGAACUACAGGCAAAGAGUGCGCGCGAGCAGCUGUUUAUAGGGAUGCUGAACAAGGAGAUGGAGUGGUAUGAUCUUCGGCAGGAUGGUAUCGGUUCGUUUCUGAUCCGUAUACAAACACAAAUCCGAGAGCUACAGUUGGCAGUGUCCCAGCCGAUGGGCUUCCUCGCCUACGAGAUCUUCGGCUCCUGUGCGGCUCUUGGACUCGCAUUCUAUUACUCCUGGAAAUUGACUCUCGUCGUCAUCUCGACAUUUCCGCUUGCAGGCGUUCUACUCUUUUUUGUUUCGAUGCAACUCGGUCCUGCGAUCGAGGCCCAAAAGCGCGAACUUACCAAAGCAUCGAAAUAUGCGAAUACGGCCAUCACAGCCAUUAACACGGUCAAGGCAUACAAUGGGCAGGACCAGGAAGUUUGGCAGUACUGCGAAACCAUCAAGAAUGUUGCAAUCAGCUAUCUGAUACAGGCGCGGUGCAAUGCGUUGCAAUUCGGCAUCACCAAGUUCGUGAUGGUUGCCCUCUUCGUUCAAGGGUUUUGGUUUGGUCUCGUGUUGGUCAAGCAGGGUGUGGAUCCCGGUGGGAUCCUGACGACCUUUUACUCCUGCUUGGCGGCUAUGCAAGCGGUGGAAACAAUUCUGCCGCAGUGGCUAGUCUUGAGGAAGGGCAUGUCAGCCGGACAGACCUUGAAGGCCAUCAUGUCACAGAUGGAGAAUGGGAGAGCCGUGACACGCAUGGCUGGUAUCUUCAGGCCCGAGACUUGCGAAGGCGAUAUUGAAAUCAAAGGGGUAUCCUUUGCAUAUCCAUCGAAUCUGCAGCAAAUCGUCCUGGAAAAUGCUUCCUUUUUUUUCCCAGCUGGCGAAACAACUUGGAUCGUAGGAGCCAGUGGUUCCGGCAAGAGCACAUUAAGCAACCUGAUCUUAAAAUAUUAUGAGCCUCUACGAGGGCAAGUUCUCAUCGACGGGAACUCGGUUCAAACUCUAGAUUCGGACUGGCUUCGACAAAAUGUUACGUUAGUCCAACAACAAAGCGUGCUCUUCAACGAGACAAUCCUCCAAAACAUCGAGUUCGGAAGAAGCGCGCCUGUCACCCGAGCAGAUAUUUUGCAAGCGACUAAGACCGCCGACCUCGAGCAAACCCUCUACAAUCUCCCAGAUGGUCUCAAUACGGUCGUUGGAUCAAAUGGAAAGUCUCUGAGUGGUGGUCAGCAACAGCGAAUCGCGCUCGCCAGAGCCAGACUUCGCGAUUCCCCCAUUGUUAUUCUAGAUGAGGCGACAAGCGCGUUGGAUCAGACGAGCAGAGAGAAAGUCACGCAGACAGUGCGAGAGUGGCGAAAGGGCAAGACGACUAUUGUGAUUACGCACGACGUUACGCAAAUUCUGGGUGAUGAAUACGUCUACGUUCUCGAGCAUGGCCUGGUGGUCCAGGAAGGAUAUCGCAACAAGCUUGCAGAGAAGAAGCACGGCACUUUUGCAUCUUUCUUGCCGGAAGCACAAGAACAAGAUAAUUUGCCAGUCAUAACCGAGCAACGAAGGAAAUCCGAGCCCACUUCGCCUACUGCUAGCUCUCCGCCCGGAUACUAUGAUGGGAGGAUCCCGCAGGAGGAGGACUACAUCACGAAGAUCCUUGGUAUGCAACAAGGAAGUCAGGCGGCUUUUAGCCGGGGCACAGGGCCCCAUGGUAGUCGACCACUGACACUCGGUGGUGGAGCGGCGCAGGCCUAUGCACUUCAAGCGGACAGAGUUUGGGCAACUCCUCUGCCGCAUCUCGACGACGGAGUCUUCCAGCCUUUCCAAUCCAGUAUGCUUCGACGGCCGUCUCUCAAGGAGUUUUUAUCGCCAAAGCCUACUCAACGUAAGAAGUUCGAACCGAUGCCUCCUCCACUCGCUCAAGAUGCAAUGCCGGUCCCAGGCCCAGAAGUUCCAGCCAAGACAAAAAAGACGAAGCGUCGUUCUAAACUUCCUGCAAUCCACACCGGACUCAUUGGCUCCUCUCAGCCAGUCGAACAAAUCGAACUCACGACCCAGCUUCCAGUCUCAAUUGCAGCUCCGAAUGAUGAAGAAGGCGAGAAGCCAGCAUCACUGAAGCAAAUAUUCGGCAGCAUCUGGCCGACACUCAAGUGGCGAGACCGUUUCUUUCUGGUCCUCGGAUUUGCCGCUGCUUUGGUUGUUGCAGGAGGAACACCAGCCUUCGCUUACGUCUUCGCCAAACUUUUGCAGGUUUACUACCUGGUCGAAAACCGCAACGCAGAGGCUUUGAAAUGGGCUCUGAUACUCCUCGGUAUAGCAAUCACUGAUGCUGCUGCGACAUUCACCACCCAUUAUUCCCUCGAACACGCCGGGCAGGCAUGGGUCAAUACCCUGCGAGUUGAGGCACUGAAGCGUAUAAUGGCGCAGCCGCGGUCAUGGUUCGACAAGGAGCGUAACUCCCCCCAAAGACUCAACGAGUGUUUGGAUAGAAAUGCCGAGGAGAUGCGGAAUCUUGUCGGUCGUUUCGCGGGACUAAUCUUCACGACGUUCUGGAUGAUAACGAUCUCUAUCCUCUGGUCAUUUGGCCUUGCCUGGAAACUGACUCUUGUGGCUCUCGCAUGCGCGCCGGUCAUGUAUGCCACCACAAGGCUGUUCAACUGGACCAGUGCACGUUGGGAAAGCAAAAGCAACAAGGAAUCCGACCUCGCCAGUAGCAUCUUUACAGAAACCUUCGCGAAUAUCCGCGUUGUUCGAGCCUUGACACUGGAGAGCCACUUCAAGCGUAAGUACAAUGCCGCCACAGAAGUCACAUAUCACACUGGUACCCUGCGCGGAGCCUACUCGGGUCUUUUGUUCGGUCUCUCCGAUACACUGAGCUACCUCGUCACGGCAGUGGUAUUUUACUACGGCGCCGUCCUAAUAACCCAGAACGAGCGGCCCCUGUCCGCCAUUCUAGAAGUCGUCAAUCUGCUCCUCUUCGGCAUCGCUAACGCAGUCUCAAUGCUGAGCUUCGUCCCGCAAAUCAACACCUCCCGCACAACAGCAACACACAUGCUCUACCUUGCGAACCUACCUCUCGUCCCUUCCAGCGGCGGCCACAAACGCCUUGCAACGCCCUUCCCCAUCGUCCUCAACAAUCUCUCCUUCACCUACCCCACCCGCCCGCACAUCAAGACCCUUGAUUCCGUCUCCCUGACCUUCGCAGCCGGAACAUGUACCGCCAUCGUCGGGCCCUCGGGCUCCGGAAAGAGCACCAUCGCAUCUAUCCUCCUCGGCCUCUACGCACCUGACCGCCCGCUACCCGGCCAGCCGCCUGCCUUGACAUUCGGCGGCAUCCCAAUCGAAGAAUGCAACGUCUCGUCCCUGCGCACCUACGUCUCCUUCGUCUCGCAGUCUUCCCUGCUCUUCCCAUCCUCGGUGCUCGCGAACAUCAUCUACGGAUUACCGCCCGGCUCGCCGUUCGCAAACGUACACGCUGCCGUGAUGGCUGCGAGGGAGGCCGGGAUCCACGAUUUCAUCGCGUCGCUCCCCAACGGCUACGCAACUCAGAUCGGCGAGGGUGGCAUGGGCCUCUCGGGCGGACAGGCGCAGCGAAUCGCAAUCGCCCGCGCUCUCGUGCGGAGGCCGAUGCUCUUGGUCAUGGACGAGGCCACCAGCGCCCUGGACGCUGUCUCGGCGGAUGCCAUCCGCGAGACGGUCAAGCGGCUGAUGGAUCGCGGCCGGGACAGCGCCGAGGGUGGGACGGCCGUGGUGCUCAUCAGCCACGGGUUGGACAUGAUGCGGAUCGCGGAUGAGGUCGUGGUGGUCGAGCAGGGCCGGGUGGUGGAGAGGGGCGCGUUCGACGCUCUGAGGCAGCGUGGCGGCGCGUUUAGUCGGCUGGUUGGCUACCGGAAGGCAGCAGUGGAGGGGAGGAGGAAGCCCUUGACGCCGAUUCGUGGGCGCACGAGGGAGAGUUGGGCGGCGACGAAGAGGUUCAGCUGCUGA